AUGGCCCCAAAAAAACUGAAGAAGAGACCUGUCGAUGCAAGACCGGAAGAUACAACACCAACUCAACCCGUGAACAUGUCAGGGUUACCCGUGUUUCCAGACGAGUUGCUCCUCGAGAUCCUAUCUCACUAUCCCCCGUUACCACUCUCAACAGUGGAGUUCAACAAUGCCGUCGUCGACGCGUCCGUCACCCGACGAGAAGUCCUGCAAGCAUUGACCCAAACGUGCAGCAACCUGCGACGGUUCUUCCGGCCAUACGCCUGGCAGCGAAUAGAGGUCCACCAUGGAAUGGUGCUCGAGAUUACCACAAUUCGUGACCCCAGUCUGGCCGAGUUUGUUAACGUCCUCAAUGUCGAGGUCACGGAUUACUCCUCAGAGCCUGUCCUUGAAGAACUAGCCCGAUGCAUGGCACUCUUUCCUAAUCUGCAUACCGUGAAGCUCCGCCUCUUGUGGCAAGAGAACUGGAUGAAUGCCAACUACCUGACAAACGCAUUCGAGAAGCGCUCACAACUACCCGCAAAUUAG
Messenger RNA from Cyclocybe aegerita, 525 nucleotides. The record is from the annotation of a GenBank genome assembly. Lineage: Eukaryota; Fungi; Basidiomycota; Agaricomycetes; Agaricales; Hemipholiotaceae.